Messenger RNA from Scylla paramamosain (green mud crab), 3419 nucleotides. It is a transcript of the gene Rab10, whose product is annotated as ras-related protein Rab-10-like. Gene Ontology annotation, cellular component: Golgi apparatus; recycling endosome; insulin-responsive compartment. The record is from RefSeq and is a predicted model, not a curated record. Bases 285 to 896 code for a protein of 203 amino acids. The transcript is spliced from 7 exons. Lineage: Eukaryota; Metazoa; Arthropoda; Malacostraca; Decapoda; Portunidae. Gene Ontology annotation, molecular function: GTPase activity; GTP binding. Gene Ontology annotation, biological process: cellular response to insulin stimulus.
CAGGCUGCUUCCAUUGGAAUGCGACGUGGCUAUCAGAUGAUAUUCACUUGUCAUACUAACGUCGCCGCCUAAAGAAACUACUAUCACCUCGCCGGCCUCCCUUCCCAACCCCAUCAUCCUAUCUUCACACGCUUCGCUAGGUUCCAUAGAUCAUCGCAGAGAGGGAAGGCAGGAGGGAAGCAGUCGUCAUAGUUCCCAGAGGUUUGUCCUGAAAUCCGGAGGGGAGCCCCGAGCCAGGUGUGGGAAAGUGGUCGACGCUCCACCGUGCUCAGUUUGUUGUGAAGAUGGCCAAGAAGACUUAUGACCUGUUAUUCAAGCUCCUCCUCAUAGGCGACUCCGGUGUGGGAAAGACAUGUAUACUGUUCAGGUUUUCAGAUGACGCCUUCAACACCACCUUUAUCUCCACCAUAGGUAUUGACUUCAAAAUCAAAACCAUUGAAUUAAGAGGAAAGAAGAUUAAGUUGCAGAUAUGGGACACAGCUGGGCAGGAGAGGUUUCACACAAUCACCACAUCCUACUACAGGGGCGCAAUGGGCAUCAUGCUUGUCUAUGACAUCACCAACGCGAAAUCCUUUGAUAACAUAGCAAAAUGGUUAAGAAACAUAGAUGAGCAUGCAAACGAGGAUGUUGAAAAGAUGAUUCUAGGAAACAAGUGUGACAUGGAAGACAAGCGAGUCAUUAAUAAGGAAAAGGGAGAGUCUAUUGCUCUUGAACAUGGCAUCAGAUUCCUUGAGACGUCAGCCAAAGCCAACAUCAACAUUGAGCAGGCCUUCCUGGAGCUAGCUGAAGCCAUCCUCAAUAAGACCCCUGGCCGUGAUCCACAAGAGAAUCCUGAGAGUGUGGUGCGCCCAGAUAGGAGGAAUGACCGAGGCACGGCCCGGCAGUGCUGUGCGUAGACCACCAGCCACACAGGCUCCAGCGCGGGGCAUGAGUGGUUGUUUUCCAUGAGAACCAUAUCCUCCCCUCCACCCCACCCUCACCUAUAGUCUUGGGUGAGGAACAGGGGGAGUCUGGAGGGAAUUAAGAACAGAGCACAUAUAUAUAUAUUUCCUUUUUAUUAUUGUUAUUAUUUUUCAUUAUUGUCUUUAUUCCAAAGCUUUACACACCAUCAUUUUCAAUGCUGCUGCACUUUGUGGGUGGGAUGGGGAAGGAUGGUAACCAAGGGUGGGAAGGGGAAGGGAGAAAAGCACUGUUUGAGGGAUAAAGAACAUUAUUGCCCUGUGGCCUCUUUCGUUCAUACAUAUAUUUUUCUUUAUUUUAAUAAAGAUAUGAUUUUUAAGAGGACAUGGGGGAGCAAUUGGUCAUGACUUUUUGGUGCAAUGAAUGGAACUCUUCACUUGGGAGCCACUACUACUGCUACUACUAUUAUUACUACAGUUAUAAUUAUCAUCAUUGUGCACUCUUGCCUUAUGAGUUUUGUAACAUAAUAUAUAUAACAUGCGCAUGUGAGGUUUCUGUGGCAGUGUAGGCCUCCUGCUGGUGUUUUUCCACAGAUGCAGAAACAGAAUGAGGAGGUAGUGGUGGUGGUGGUAAUGGCCUGUGGUGUUGGUAUAGAGCACAGGACAGUGAAGUGUAUCAAGUUUACUUAUCUUGUCAUGUUCUGUUAACAAGGAAUUUGACACCUUGUCAUGUGAUAAUGAUACUAAUGAUCAGACUAUGCUGUGUUCAGUUUGUUUAGGGAGGGGGAUGAGUAAUUAUAAUAUUUGUUAAUUACAGGAGCAUUAAAUGUUCUGUCUUUAGUCAAAGAAGCUGGUAUAGUUUUCUGCCUAUAUUAAUGCACACUGUGAAGUUUUCAUUACUUGAAACAUGCGAUAUGUUUACGCAUCCACCAGGCAGUGCAUCAUUAGUUCAGACCAAAACUUAUGUUCAUUAUUGAAUUAAGCAGCCCACCACACACCCAGGCCUGUCAGUUUCUUUUGAUGGUAUAUAUAUAUAUAUAUAUAUAUAUAUAUAUAUAUAUAUAUAUAUGCCAAUUUAAGAUAUCAGGAAGGUGAGAAAAAGGUGGAUUACCUAAUGUGCAACAGUCAGGGUGACAGUGUUCAUCUGUUACACGCUUUUUUGUGAUGUUGGUUUGAGAAAUAUACUUCAUAACAAUCUUGCCUGUCUUUCUCUUCCACUGAGAGACAGUGGUAUUUAUUUUACAGUUUAUUUUACAAGUGUGAUGUGUUCAGUUUGUUUAUAAUCUUAAGAAACAUUAUUCAAAUGCUUUGAUUUAUUUUUCCCUUAAAUCUUUGAUGUAGUAGUAUGUUAACAAAUAACUGAGUAAAACAGCAGAUGAGGAAGCAAUAAUGGUGACAGGACAGGGUGGUGUGGUGGAAGAACUGACAAGUGGAGUGACAACAAGUUUGAGGAAUUAUUGGCACAAAGAUGUGAAGUUUUAAUUCUUGUAUAGAGACCAGAUUUAAAGUUUUGGGCAUAUCAUAAAUUACCCUAUAUGGGCAAGGGUUGAACUCAUUCAGUAAGACAAGACUGAACACGUUUCCAGGAGUGUGGUGAACAUUAAUUAAAGUGGAAGCAAUACAGUUUUCUAUCAAUACUGGUGACCCAUAGACUUGACACUGUUUUUCAGACUAAUGAGUUGUAUGUACAUACAUAUACACAUCCAGUAGCCUUAGUUACCAAACCUGUGUUUGUGGCCUGAUUGGUGGUAGCAGGAAAUUAGUCUUGCUGCUCACUAACUGGUAUUUGGAGACCCGAUGUUACCUAAUCUAAUCUCAUUGUGAUGUUUUCAGAAUAUUACCUUCCAAUGUGUUGAAUUGGAUGAGUUUAUUCUUAGGUUAAUAGCUUUUCUCUAUGCUUCUGACGCUCUGCCUCCAGGAACUCCAUCUAUGGGAGGUGGUCAGGUUACUUAUGUGGUAGGUUAAUACCUAAUUUGUUGGCAUGCAGUUUUGAAAAGGUAAUCAUCUCAUUUAGUAAAGAAAAAUCAUAUUUAAAUUUUCAACUUUGGUAGGCUGAUUAAUUCUACCAAGAGUUCCUGAGCUCCACCCAGCUGAUGUUGAGUGUGGAAGAUUCUGCCAAAGUGGUUGGAUGAUGUUUCUUUUUGAGGCACCUUCGAGUCAUUCUUCAUUCAUGCUCUUCUACACUACUAGAUGAAGUGUUUAGUCAUCCUUCGCCUCAUCUCCAUUCCUCGAUUCACUUGCCAGUAAUGCUCAUAGAUAGGUAAGCUUCAAAAAUAGUUUAUUUGUACUUUAUGUAAGCCAGUUUCUGUAAAUAAGUAAUGAUUGAAUUAAGUGUAAGAUGCCGAAAAGUGACCGAUAUUUCAGGCCUUGGGCACUUGAAAUGUUGAUUGUUGUAUAGUAAUAGUAUGUGGAUGUCUUAAAUGUAUCACCAUUAUAUUUGUACCUUUUCUCAUGGAUCUACAUUUUGCGCUGCAAGGGUUGUAUUUUGUUAUACUUUGAACAACACGGUGUAAAUAAUAA